AAGGCCCUGCCGCGCCGCGCUCGCUCCUUUCUGCUGCCGCCAUCAUGGGUCGCAUGCACGCUCCCGGAAAGGGCUUGUCCCAGUCAGCUUUGCCCUACAGACGCAGCGUGCCAACAUGGCUGAAACUUACUUCUGAUGAUGUAAAGGAACAGAUCUACAAGCUGGCUAAAAAAGGCCUGACUCCCUCUCAAAUUGGUGUGAUCCUGAGGGAUUCCCAUGGUGUUGCUCAGGUUCGCUUUGUUACUGGCAACAAAAUUCUGAGAAUCCUUAAAUCAAAGGGACUGGCCCCAGACCUUCCGGAGGAUCUCUAUCACUUGAUCAAGAAAGCUGUUGCUGUUCGCAAGCAUCUUGAGAGAAACAGAAAGGAUAAAGACGCCAAGUUCCGCCUGAUUCUGAUUGAAAGCAGAAUCCAUCGGCUGGCUCGCUACUACAAAACCAAGAGAGUGCUGCCACCUAACUGGAAGUAUGAAUCAUCAACGGCUUCUGCCCUGGUCGCAUAAGAGCUGGCUAUUACUUACUGAAAGAAUAAAUUGUCAUUAACUAAGUUUGUGUUGUGUAAAUGGUUGGUGACUUAGAAACUCCUGCUUGUUUCAGGAUGGAGCAGGCACACCUGGUUUUCAUAUUGCUGUCCUACAGUGUGAGAUUUGGGUGAUGGUUUUUGCUGUUCUAGACCAGCGGUAGGUUUUUUGUCUGUGCUUAAACUGGGUGUUUUUGAUUCAAUAGUUUCAAGUUAGUGAAGUUGACCUAGUUCUUCAAAACAAAUGUAUUUUAUUCACAUGGGACUGGUGCCUGUCUGUGAGUCCUGUGGGAAGAACUGGAGAAUAAAACCAUGACAGCAGGAAGAAUUGAACAUUCAGAACAUGCGGAGGGAUUGGGCUGGAGGAGGGGAAAGAGAAACAAAUUGGAGAGGCGAUUAAUUUGUUGCAGGUAUUGUGGAUCUGUUGGUAGGGCAGGAAGUUUAAGCAGACAUCAACCAGUUCCUGGCAGUAACUGUUGCUGUCCUUUUGAGAAUAGUCUUUGAGACUGGGGUACA
This is a messenger RNA of Dryobates pubescens (Downy woodpecker), 1033 nucleotides long. It is a transcript of the gene RPS13, whose product is annotated as ribosomal protein S13. NCBI's taxonomy places the organism in Eukaryota, Metazoa, Chordata, Aves, Piciformes, Picidae. Gene Ontology annotation, molecular function: structural constituent of ribosome; small ribosomal subunit rRNA binding. Gene Ontology annotation, biological process: translation. Gene Ontology annotation, cellular component: cytosolic small ribosomal subunit; nucleolus; ribosome. The transcript has 6 exons. Bases 45 to 500 code for a protein of 151 amino acids. The record is from RefSeq and is a predicted model, not a curated record.